AUGGCUGCCGUUGCAAACCUCACAUCAAGUGGAACCGCCCACACUGACGGGGACCACGAUGAGACUUUCUUUGCCCGUGUGGCAACUUCCCCUAGCAUGCCCGAGCUGGUUCCUAAUCUGGUCAAUCAAAUUUCUUCCCUUGGCAAAUCUGUUAGCCUACAUGACUACACCGAUCGAAUCGCGCUUGUGGAAGCUGCUCAAUCCCUUGUGUAUGCCCUUCAAACCCCGCGUGAGGCUAUGAAUAGACACUGUUGGGCCCAGACUGCCACGUAUUCCUCUGUGCAGAUAGGGAUUGAUCUAGGGCUUUUUGCUAUUUUGUCUAAGGAUGACAAGCCCAAAUCUGCUGCCGAGCUAGCUAAGGCGACAGGUGCUGACCCAGCCCUUCUCGCUCGCAUCCUAAAGCACUUGAGCGCAACAGGAGUCAUCCUCCAGACCGGUGCUAAUGAAUACCGUCGCACCGGAACUUCUAUUACAUUAACCUGGCAACUAUGCACAGAUUCAUACGCUUUCGCGACUGACUGCCUUAAGCUUAGCGUGGCUGCUCUACCUGCCUAUCUCAAGAAGGAUGGAUAUAUUAACCCAUCUAAUGGCAAGGAUUGUCCCUUCCAGCUCGGACGCCAGACUAAUCUUCACUUCUUCGAGUAUGCAAAGGAGAACCCAGUGUUUGCUAGGCAUUUUAACAACCAUAUGGCAUUUUACCGACAAGGACGCCCUAGUUGGAUGGACAUUGGUUUCUAUGACGUCCCUACCCUAAUCGCUAAUGUUGGACAAGAUGAUGUUCUCCUUAUCGAUCUCGGUGGCGGCCUAGGCCACGAUAUCUCAGAGUUUAGACGCAAGUGGCCUGAUGCUCCUGGACGUCUAGUGCUACAGGACACUCCCGAGCUUACGGCUCAAUCUAAGAAAGAGCAACUCCACCCCUCUAUUGAGCCGAUGGCGCAUGACUUCUUCACUAAGCAGCCUAUUAAGGGUGCUCGUGCUUACUAUUUCCACACUGUUAUCCACGACUGGUCAGAUGAUAGUGCCCGCAAGAUGCUAAAGGCUGUAGCGGAUGCUAUGAAGCCCGGAUUCAGCAAGGUGCUGAUUAAUGACCUAAUAGUCAAUGAUACCGACGCAUACUGGGAGUCGACUAGCAUGGAUAUCAUCGUAAUGUCUACUCUUGCUACUACUGAGCGUACCGAAGCCGAGUGGCAUAAACUGGUGGAAUCUGCUGGAUUGAAGAUCACGAAGAUUUGGAAUUUCCACAAUGCAGUCGAGAGCCUUAUUGAGUGUGAAUUGGCAUAG
Messenger RNA from Penicillium concentricum, 1281 nucleotides. RefSeq lists its product as uncharacterized. The transcript has 5 exons. Gene Ontology annotation, molecular function: O-methyltransferase activity. The coding region runs from base 1 to 1281 and encodes 426 amino acids. The record is from RefSeq and is a predicted model, not a curated record. NCBI's taxonomy places the organism in Eukaryota, Fungi, Ascomycota, Eurotiomycetes, Eurotiales, Aspergillaceae.